This is a messenger RNA of Anopheles nili, 574 nucleotides long. It is a transcript of the gene GatC, whose product is annotated as glutamyl-tRNA(Gln) amidotransferase subunit C, mitochondrial. The coding region runs from base 1 to 534 and encodes 177 amino acids. Gene Ontology annotation, cellular component: glutamyl-tRNA(Gln) amidotransferase complex; mitochondrion. Gene Ontology annotation, molecular function: glutaminyl-tRNA synthase (glutamine-hydrolyzing) activity. The record is from RefSeq and is a predicted model, not a curated record. NCBI's taxonomy places the organism in Eukaryota, Metazoa, Arthropoda, Insecta, Diptera, Culicidae. The transcript is spliced from 2 exons. Gene Ontology annotation, biological process: regulation of translational fidelity; glutaminyl-tRNAGln biosynthesis via transamidation; mitochondrial translation.
AUGUUUAUCGAAAUCGUUAAACUGAACAUGUUGCGUGGAAUUGCGUCACGGGUGGGACUGAAACGCUUCUCUACGAUUCAAGCCACUCAUCAACCUCCCGUUCGGGGAAACAACAAUCAGGACCGGCUCUGGUCGGAAAGGCGCCUGCAACACCCAACAAAAGUGCCCCAAAAACCGCAUGGGACCUUCUUAGUGAGCAAAAGUGGAGGUGAAAAAGGAGCUGCAUCAAUAAUCAUCGAUCAACAAACGGUUCGGCUUUUAGAACGGUUAUCGCUAGUGGAUCUGGACAGCAGCGAGGCUCUUCAAACGCUCCAAGACUCUAUUGAGUUCGCUUCGCGCAUCCUACCUAUUGAAACCGAGGGUGUAGAACCGCUGUAUUGUGUGCUAGAGAAGGAAAAAUUGGUACUGAGAUCUGAUACUGUUUCUGAUGGCGACUGCCAAGCAGAUAUUUUGCGGAACGCGUCCCUAACAGAAGAAGAAUAUUUUGUAGCACCACCCGGAAAUAUUCCCCUCGACCAGCACGAACAAGCAUAACUUUAGAUUCCAUCAUUGCAUCAUCUUUGGUUCCCUUUAC